Theileria orientalis strain Shintoku is the source of this 990-nucleotide messenger RNA. RefSeq lists its product as hypothetical. The transcript has 7 exons. Lineage: Eukaryota; Apicomplexa; Aconoidasida; Piroplasmida; Theileriidae. Bases 1 to 990 code for a protein of 329 amino acids. The record is from RefSeq and is a predicted model, not a curated record.
AUGAAUGUUUGUAUCGUAAUCGCCAUAUCCAUUAUCAGAAUUUGUGCCAUUCGGCCUAUAAAUGGUGCUGACGUGCAUAGAGAUGGACUGAAGAUAUCAGUAUACUUGCCCAUAUCAUGUUUUAAUUUUUCAGGGCCUGUUGGACUACCGGGCCACGUGCGGCUGCGGAACUCGGACGUUCACAUUAAGCGGCGCAAGCAUAGCAUAACAAACUCUCACUCUCCUGAGGUAGACCAGUUUAACGCGCAAAUUGCUACGGAUAUUGGCCGAUCCACGGGUACGAUGAAGCAGAUGUCCGAGCUCGCGGCCAACAACCACGAGUACAGCAUCCUUGGCGUGGACUCUGCGGACUACAACUACGACUUUAAUUUCAUCCCGGAGUGGUUCAACACUCUGCCUCCGAGUAUGAACACUCCCAAGGAGUUCGUGCUGGACAGCUUAUCUUCCCUGGCGCACAUGGGACUCAUGUCCCUCAUCUCUUCCGACGUUUUCAGUAAUGCCUACUGCUCCGUGUUUUCAAGUGAGGAGGAGAAGUUGGUUUGCCUUAAAAACAGCGUCGAGACCAUUAAUAAGAUCGCACAAACUGGUAUGUUGAUCACGCACAUGCUGUUGUCAGGGAAACAAAUCAUGUCUCUCAAUUUCCGCGUGCUGGUUGGAGGAAGGACUGCUAAGGAGGCCCUAGUCUCCCUGAACACUCUUGCCUCCAACCCUGAUAACGUUGGACUCAUUAAGACUCUGGGCUCUACCAUUGUCAUGUACAUCACUUUGAUGCGUGAAUUAGUUGGCGACGAAAGUAAGGCUUUGGCUGGAUCGGUCAUUACUAAACUCACUGACCUCCCUGUGGCCUCCAACGUCGCAGACAUCUCCACUGGCGGCUUCGGCCGCGUGAACGUUAUUCUUCCCAGGCCCUCUAGGCUCCACAGGGCCGACUACGAUAUCGCAAAACUCAAGGCCGGUGCCAGCGAGAAGGAGCUGCUGACUUCGGCCUAG